AUUAGUUUCAAGCAAACCUCAUAAAUGUGACUCUUUCCCUACAGGCAGGGGUCGUUAUUAUUGUGACACUUCUUUUUAGGCUUUCUGUCCACAUUAUGGCGUUUUCCUUGAGGAACGAUGCCCGCAGGCCGGAGAACCCGGACACCGAGUCUCCUGCGCUGUCCACCUGCAGCAACGCGGACAUCUUCCGCAGGAUGAACUCCAUCCUGGGAAACGCUCUGGACUUCACCGGAGUGUGCAGCACACCCAACAGUAGCAGCAAGCAGAAGCCAGACCUGCUAUGUGAGUCUGAGCUGGCUGCAGUGGGCAGCAGGAGGAUGCUUUUCCCCAACUGUGGGGGCAUCCCCGGAUCCCAGGAUAUGCCUCCAUCCCGGGGCCAGUCGACUGUCACGGACCUGGGCCUUGGCCUCCAGUCUCUCCGUCUGUCCGGCUGGGACAGACCAUGGAGCAGUCAGGAGACUGACACACAUGCUCCCCCGUCUCAGCAUCAGGCCGGCUCGCCCUCCAUGCUCGGCAUUCUGAACAGUCCCUUCAGCAGCAUCCUUGAGAAGCCGUCGGGCUAUUUGUCCCACGAUUCUAUGAGCAUGACGGCCGACUUCCUGGAGAAGUUCCCUGGCAUUGCACGCAUGGCAAACCGACCAGACUGCAGCUCCCUUUUGGACUCUCGCUCCAGCAGUCCAGAAGACUCGGAGACCAGCGGCUUCAGCUCUGGUUCGGAUCAUCUCUGCGACAUGCUGUCGACCCUGAGGAUUUCACCCCCGUUGCCCUACCUGGCAUCAAAUGUGCAGAAGGAUUUACUUCGUCUGGGUUCCCGUCUGGACCCCCAGGAAACCAGCACUCCUCUCACUCCUCCAUCCAGCUACGCCUCCUCCACUCUUUCACGCCGCUGGCGAGCUGGUUCUCCAUGGCCCGGGUCAGACAUGCUCGACCACUCGGACGAGGCUUUCAGCAUUGAGAGGGAGGCGCGCCUGCACAGACAGGCUGCAGCUGUGAAUGAGGCCACGUUCACCUGGAGCGGUCAGCUGCCUCCCAGAAACAACAAGGACCCUCUUUACUCUUGCAAGGUGUUUCUUGGUGGCGUGCCCUGGGACAUCACAGAAGCUGGUCUGAUCAACACUUUCAGUGGAUAUGGUCCUCUGACAGUAGAGUGGCCGGGUAAGGAUGGAAAACACCCUCGCUGCCCCCCCAAAGGUAAUGUUGCUAAAGGUUACGUCUACCUGGUGUUUGAGAAUGAGAAGUCUGUGCGCAGCUUGCUUCAGGCCUGCUCCCAGGAUCCUUUUCACCCAGAGGACAACAGGGAGUACUACUUCAAGAUGUCCAGCCGCAGAAUGAGAUGCAAGGAUGUGCAGGUGAUUCCCUGGGUGAUCUCUGACAGCAACUACGUGCGCUGCCCUGCCCAGCGUCUGGAUCCCUGUAAGACUGUGUUUGUCGGCGCUCUGCACGGCAUGUUGAACGCCGAGGCGCUGGCCAGCAUCAUGAAUGACCUGUUCGGUGGAGUCAUGUAUGCUGGAAUUGACACGGACAAGCACAAGUAUCCUAUAGGCUCUGGACGCGUCACGUUCAACAAUCAGCGCAGUUAUCUGAAGGCUGUCUCUGCAGCAUUUGUGGAGAUUAAAACGCCCAAGUUUACAAAGAAGGUCCAGAUUGACCCGUACCUGGAAGACUCCAUGUGUCAGAUUUGCCUUCGCCAACCUGGGCCUUUCUUCUGCAGAGACCAGGCCUGCUUCAAGUACUACUGCCGCUCCUGUUGGCACUGGCAGCACUCGAUGGACAUCUUGAGCAACCAUCGGCCCCUCAUGCGGAACCAGAAGAACAGGGACUCCAGCUAGAGCAGACGGAGGCUAAAGGGCCCGUAGAAGAGCCCCCUCCGUGGGGCGAGGCUGCCCGCCAAAGGAGAGCACAUGUGCCGGCGAGCCCUCAGAGCGAGGGCACCGUGGCACUCCACCAGGCACUGGGGAUAUCACUGUAGGAAACGUUCACUUUUGCACUUGCUACAUUUUUGCUGUUCACAGUGGCACUUCUGCACAGUGACCUUGUUGGGACGGACAAGGGGCCCUUCACCCUUUUGCAUUUUCCCAGACUUGUGGCCAGACAGAAUGAUGGAAGCUUAAGGUUUAGAAGUGGAUGAAAAUGCCUUUUUUUUUUUCUUUUUUUCCUUUACAUGUGUUGCAUAGUAAAGAGCAAUCACGCAAGUUUCAUUGCCUUUCAUUGGCAGACGCCAUACAGUGCCUUUAAAUUUAUUUUUCCCCUCUUCCCUCCCUCCCCCCAGCUGGCAUCUGUUUUUUUUCCUGUGCAAGCCAACUGGUGUUUCUUACUUUAGGGAGUUGAAUGUUGGGCUUCAUUUAACCAGUCGCAUUUCAGACAUUUUUACGCAGUUUUUUACUAAUUUGUACACAAAUGGUUUUAAGUCAUGACAUGAAAAUUUUGAACCGAAUUCUACCAGGUGGCUGUUUAUGGAAACCCCCCUUUUAUUUUUUUCCCUUAAACAUUUUUCAGUAGCUCUUUUUUUUCCUUUUUAAUUUGCCCUCCUAAAUUUCAAUUGAAUGGGCACAAAAUGUUGGAUGUACUACUUUAAACUUGCUUUGUUGAUCCAGCUCGAUAGAAUUUAACCGCUGCUGGAUGUGCGAGCUGGUUCAGCCGUCGCUUUGGAGGAGACUGCUGAACCGGCUUGAGCUAAAGUGAAUCCUGUGUACAUAGUUUUUGAUUUUGCACUUUUUAAUUUCCACGUGUGGAGGUGGCGGUGGUUUUUAAUCACUUUUGUACAUCAGCAGGGGGCGCUCUCGUUCAAGCCGCUUCUUCCUGUUGGAUGUAGGAACAUCCACUAUGCUGAAUGAUCUAUCCAGAGCUUGAGUAGACCCCGAGAUAAAAACAACCCUUUGCUUUCUUGACCCAUUUAGCCUUCCUGUUCUGGUUGCAGAUGUUUGCAUACUGAGCUGUGUGCCAAAGACGACGCGUCUUUUCUUUCAUUCGAUUUGUCAUGCUGAGCUCGUUGUCUUUUAGCCCAGCUGCUUUUUAGAGUUUUGAAAGUCUACCUCAUUGUGGUCUGCCAAGUUUGCUGCUACCUAACAGUUGUGGAGUAUGUUCAGAUUGGGCACAAUAAAGGUGUUUAAGCAUU
Molecule: messenger RNA, 3115 nt
Organism: Oryzias latipes (Japanese medaka)
Lineage: Eukaryota; Metazoa; Chordata; Actinopteri; Beloniformes; Adrianichthyidae
Product: cytoplasmic polyadenylation element-binding protein 1
Biological process (GO): negative regulation of cytoplasmic translation
Cellular component (GO): neuron projection; synapse; cytoplasm
Molecular function (GO): mRNA regulatory element binding translation repressor activity; ribosome binding; translation factor activity, RNA binding
Source: RefSeq, a predicted model, not a curated record